Molecule: messenger RNA, 3592 nt
Organism: Xenopus tropicalis (tropical clawed frog)
Lineage: Eukaryota; Metazoa; Chordata; Amphibia; Anura; Pipidae
Exons: 10
Coding region: 172-1038 (288 amino acids)
Biological process (GO): regulation of DNA-templated transcription
Molecular function (GO): DNA-binding transcription factor activity
Source: RefSeq, a predicted model, not a curated record
GAGCUACCCUGUGAGCUACCCUGUGAGCUACCCUGUGAGCUACCCUGUGAGCUACCCUGUGAGCUACCCUGUGAGCUACCCUGUGAGCUACCCUGUGAGCUACCCUGUGAGCUACCCUGUGAGUUACAGAUACAGAGCUCUGAGAAGACUAUCGUUUUUAAAAGAGUCAGAAUGAACUUGAUAGAUGAUAGUGAGACUGAGCAUAAAUUCAACAAAGAUCAAGAGAUGGUGUCUGAAAAAUCUCUAGUGAAAAAGUUUGCCUCACUGGAUGAAGCAAUGUAUGCUAUAAAUGUAUUUGAAGAAAGUAGUAAGACCAACUUUAUUGUUAUUGAGAAGAAAAAUUUUGGUAAUAAAGAUUUUUGGCCAUGCAUUCCCAUUACAGAGUUCACUGGUGUCCCACAUGUAAUUGUUGGAGGAAAGGUUUUUAAUUGCCAUCUAGGAAAAGAUAUGUCCUUGACCAAAAAGAGAAAAUAUGUGGAGCAAAGAGACAAGAAUCAGGGGGAAGACCAUGUCUUCAUAAAAAGAAGACAAUGUCUGCAAAACACCAAAAAAAUGGACUGUCCAGCUAAGAUCUUUGUGUAUCAUUUAAUUAGUUUUCCUGGGUUCCAGCUGGAAAAAGACAGUACAAGAAACAGAAAAGUAACCGCGCAAACACUUAAAAAUAGUUUUGAGCAAAAUAUUGACAAGGAUAAAGGUAUCCACAGUUACAUGAUAAAAUUUCCAAAAUUAAGUGACCAUAAGAACCAUGCUACAUCAGGCGAAUUGGCAAACAUCAGAGAAAAAGUUGACCCGAGAGUAAAUAAAAUCGUGGAACUGUACCGAAGUGGUGUCAGGAAAGCAAGUGAAAUUAAGAGACACACUGACACAUAUGUUCGUCAUGAGCUCUUUCCUGGUGGUGAUCUUCCUGAAGACUCGAGAAGAAGGUUCUAUCCAACACAGAAAGAUAUUUCAAAUCUUAUGUCUAAAGAUAGAUAUGAAGGAAAGAAUUCCGUGCUUGACCAGCAAAAUGUUGUUGAUCUUGUAAGCAACUGGCAAUAAGAAAAAACAUCAAAUAUAUUUUUCCGCCCACACACCAUUAAAAUAAAUGGAGAUGGUCAUCAUUUUCUGUUUUGCUAUCAAACAGAAUGGCAGCAAAGGCCGUUACAGAAAUAUGGUAAUGAAAUUACACUGCUAGAUGCAACCUACCGAACAACAAGAUAUGCUCUUCCACUGUUUUUUCUCUGUGUCAGAACAAAUGUUUGUUAUGCUGUGGUUGGAGGUUUUGUGGUGCAACAGGAAACUGCAGCACAUAUAGAGGAGGCCUUGCGGAUGUUUCAUAACUGGAACAAAAAAUGGAAUGCCAAAUAUUUCAUGGUAGAUUUCUGCCUUGAAGAAAUAAAUGCAAUAUCUAAGGUUUUCAAAGACACUGAAAUAAUCUUGUGUGACUUUCAUCGUGAAAAAGCUUGGUCAGAAUGGCUGAAAGACCAUGGUGUUCAAAAUGUAAAAAUGACAUUACAAAUGAUCAGAGAUGUUGCAAAAGCCACAACCAUGGAAAGCCAUACCAAAGCUCUGGGUACUCUAACAAAAAGCCAGGCCUGGAAGAAAAAUUAAACUUUUAGAAAAUGGUUUUCCUGAAAUCAAGAAAUGGGCCCAUGUAUAUAGGAACUCUACUCUGCAUGUUUGGAUAAACACAAACAAUGAUUUAGAACGGCAAAAUGAAAUUCUAAAACAUAACUUUUUGGAUGGAUACAAGAACUGCACAUUAAGUGAAAUGCUAACCGUUCUGCAUUAUAAAUUUUUUCCAAUGCUGUACAAAAAAUAUGUUCAGCUAAAUGUACAAAGUUCCCAGAAUUAUUGGAGAUAUUCAAAAGAAAUACCUAGUUUUCUCAAGAGCCGUCCAAGGGACUUUGUUCUGCACAUAAUGAAAAGAUACUGUAGUACACUGAAUGAAAAAGAUGUAACAGCUGUGGAUGAAAAACAUGGCAUUUUCAAAGUUAAGAGUGAAUCAGGGAAUGCUGAAUACCUGAUUCAUUUAAAUGGACAGGUACCCUCAUGUACAUGUGAAGACUUCACACACUUUUUGUUGCCAUGCAAGCAUAUCUGUUGCAUUUUUCAGUACUUGGGGAUGGGACAGACUUGACCCUUUAUAUACAAACAACCCACUGUUUGUACUUGACUCUGAGUGCUUCUCUGAAAACAUCGAAGUAAUUGAUGCCGAUAGGGAAGAUGCCAGUAUCCAAGAUGCCAGUAGCAGCACCACAGAAUUACCAACUGAAAAGCUUGAAGCUCUUCAACCGCGGAGGAGAAUGAAACGCACCAUUCUAAUAAGGCAUUGUGCACAGGGCAUAAAAAAUCUUUUGGAUUGUGUUUACUUGAUAAAAGAUGAAGUGUACUUGGAAGAUCUAGAGGAAAAAAUCAAAGAAAUGGUAGAAGAGGUCUCUCUACAUAUUCCUCGAGACCAUGGAUUGGCAAUCCUUGAAACUCCACAAAAAAAAAAACUAGACCGCAGGAUUAAUAUCCUGCGGUCUAGUUUUUUUUUUGUGGAGUUUCAAGGAUUGCCAAUCCACUGCCACUGCCUUCGCGAAAAUAUGGCAAACCAAAACAGUUAGGAUUUCAAAGAUUUGGUUCAAAGGCAGAACAUCAAAAAAUGGAAGUUUGGAAAAGUGUGGAGGUUGAAAAUACGGAUAUGUCUGUAGCACCAUGCACUCCUGAAAGCCACAAUGGCACGUGGGUAACAAUUAAUAACAUUAAAUUAAGCUACCAAGACAAAGAUGACAUUGACACUGACAAAUGGAUAGAUGAUAAUACAAUUAAUGCCAGUUUACAUCUUAUCGCUCAAAAUUACCCAUGUAUUGCUAGUCUCAUAGACACACUUAUUCUUGCUACUUCUGCAGUUGAUGCCCUUAGUGGUGCUAACGUUAUUCAGAUACACCACUUGGGAAACCACUGGGUUGUGUCACAGAGCAAUGGAAAAUGUGUGACAAUUUAUGAUUCUUUGAGGUUUACAGGCUUCUCGGAAAUGCUAAAAACACAGAUUCUUAAGCUUUAUGCCCCUUUGUUUGUCGGUGAACAUCAAAUUAUUGAUGUUUUCUUUAAAUGCACACAAAAACAACAUGGACCAAAUGAUUGUGGGCUGUUUGCUGUGGCUAAUGCUGUUGCACUUGCAGAAGGUGUUGAGUUAGCCAACAUAGAGUUUUUUCAAGAAGACAUGAGAGCAGAUUUGAUUAAAUGCCUUGGGACUGGGCAAAUGACAGUGUUUCCUCACAAGCUAUGCAAAGUUUUGAUUAAAAAAAUACAGAUGACAAGGUUUUGCUCCUGUCAUAUAUACAAACCUAAGCAGAACAUGAUUGAAUGCUCAAAGUGCAAACUAUGGUUCCAUUUCCAAUGUGUUAAAAUGCAAAAAGAGGACAAGUGUGUUACUACUAACAAAGAAUUCUACUGUGAUAACUGUGAACAGUAGCAGACUCACCAGCAAUUUUUAUAUUUUUUUUUUAAUACAACUUCAAAAAAAAGUUAACGAUUUGGUCGUAUUAUUAAACCAUUUUGCUCAUUAUUUUUAUCGGUGUAUUGGUUCAGUAUUUUCGAGCUUUAUAAAUAAAUGUUGAUGAUAAUA